This is a messenger RNA of Physella acuta, 4464 nucleotides long. RefSeq names its product SCY1-like protein 2. The record is from RefSeq and is a predicted model, not a curated record. NCBI's taxonomy places the organism in Eukaryota, Metazoa, Mollusca, Gastropoda, Physidae. Gene Ontology annotation, biological process: protein phosphorylation. Gene Ontology annotation, molecular function: protein kinase activity; ATP binding.
CUUAGAUUCUAGAUCUAUGUCUGCCUCAAAUCUACCCAAAUACUAACUUAUAAGAUAGGCCUAAGGAUAAAAUCAUUAUGACUAAAGAUGCUUUUAUAGUUAUACUGAGGAGAGAAGGAAACACAAGAAACAAAUAGUCGAACUUCAACCAAAGAAAGAGUCUCAGUCAACUGGGGACAAGUCUGCCAAAAUGGACGUGUUCAAUCGCCUGAAGAGUGCUGUGACCAGCGUUAUACCUGGCAAUCCUCUGGGCAGAGAUUUUGACAUUCAAGACCAGGUUGCCAGUGCGGGUCCUGGCCUGCUGUGGAAAGUAUUUUCUGCUGCUAAGAAGAGCACAAAGGAGGAGGCUUCAGUGUUUCUGUUUGAGAAGAAGAGUGUAGACCGUUUCCACAAGAGAGAUAGAGAAGUGAUCAUUGAGUCCCUGCGUAGAGGGGUCCAGCAACUCACCAAGCUCAGACAUCCUAAAAUUCUUUCCGUUAUUCACCCACUCGAAGAGACUCGUGAAGCAUUAGCUUUUGCCACAGAGCCAGUGUUUUCCUGUCUGGCCAAUGUUUUGGGUGAUCACAGCAACCUGACAGGUGGCUCCAAAUACCUGACAGAUUUUCAGCUGUAUGAAGUUGAAAUCAAACAUGGUUUGUUACAGAUUUUAGAAGGUUUAGGUUUCCUGCACAACGAUGCCAAGAUGAUCCAUCGCAACGUUUGCCCGACGUCUGUAAUCCUGGCCAAGUCUGGCACCUGGAAGCUUGCAGGCUGUGAGUUUGUACAGCAGGCCACAGACUCACAGGACCAGAAGAGCUACUUCACCUGCCAUGAGUGGAGGGGCGACACACCCAGAGAAGCCCAGCCUCACCUGGACUUCAUGGCACCAGAGUAUGAGCUUACCCACAUCUGUUCACCUGCUAGUGACAUGUUCUCUUUUGGGAUACUCCUCUACUCACUCUACAACAAAGGGAAACCACUGUAUGAGUGUAGAGGGGAGCUAAAGACAUUUAGACAAAAUGCUGAAGAGCUGAGCAGUAUCCGAGGAUCCCUGCUGUCUAGCAUACCCUCCCAGCUUGCAGACCAUGUGAAGCUGUUGCUGAACACUGAGCCAACCAUUCGACCAGAUGCUGCACAGAUGAUGAAAAUUCCAUUUUUUGAGGACAUGGCCUGCAUUGCCCUCCAGUACAUGGAUACUCUGUACCAAAGAGAAAACAUGGAGAAGUCAAACUUCUUCAAAGGUCUGCCCAAGGUUAUUGAACAUCUUCCUAAGAGGGUGAGCCAGCAGAGGAUUUUACCUGCAUUGUUCAAGGAAGGCGUGAACUCCAACAUGGUGCCCUUCAUCCUGCCCAGUGUUUUCCUCAUCUCUGAGCAGUCCACAAAGGAGGAGUAUCAGGCUCUUGUCCUGCCUGAUCUCAUUCCAUUCUUUAAGAUCAGGGAACCAGUCCAGGUGAUGUUGAUGUUCCUACAGAACAUGAAUCUGUUACUGAGUAAAACACCGACUCAGCAAAUCCAGACUUACGUGUUUCCUCUUAUAUUCUCUGCACUUGAAUCAGACAGCCCCCAAAUACAGUCUGCAGAUGGUGUAUCAAUGCAGGAGCUGUGUCUUCACAUCAUCCCAACAUUUGCUGACCUCAUAGAAUAUUCUACCCUCAAGAAGUCCUUGGUUCCUCGCAUCAAGAAGCUUUGUCUUGGAACUUCAGUCCUAAAUGUGCGUGUCAACUGCUUGUUGUGUAUUGGUAAACUGAUGGACCAGAUGGACAAAUGGUUUGUUUUAGAUGAGAUCCUGCCUUUCCUUAGGGAGAUACCCACCAGAGAGCCUGCUGUCUUGAUGAGUAUUUUAGGCAUUCACAAAGUGGCCCUCUCAGAGGCCAAACUGGGUAUCACUAAAGACGUGAUGGCCAAUAAAGUCCUACCAUUUCUCAUUCCACUUUGUAUAGAUAACAACUUGAAUCUUUCUCAGUUCAAUGCCUACAUGAGUGUUGUGAAAGAGAUGCUGUCAAAAGUGGAAACAGAACACCGCACAAAGUUGGAGCAGUUGGAUCAGAUACAACAGGAACACAAAACACUAGAGAUCAGCAAAAUUACAGGUGAAAAUGGAAUGCCUGGAAAACAAAUGGAUGGAAAAUCAUCUUUUAUGGACAAGUUUCUGUCUGGUAUGGGCAUUGGUGGGUAUGGUGUGACAGCAACAAGUACUGGAAGUGGAGACAACGCUAAAGUCAUGUCCACCACAAGUCCAGAUGCAGAAAGAAGCAAGAACACAGAUGUUAGCCCAAAGAAAACCACACUCUCUAUAGAGGAGAAGCAGAGGCUGGCCAAGCAACAGGAGCAGGAGAGGGCGUUAAAGUCUCAGAAACCUUUAGUGGCCACUGGUCAGACACCUCAAGCCCCUCCAGCCGCGUCAGCCCCCAGGGACCUUACCUCCACCCUGAUGGAGUCCAACGUGAGGAACCUCAGCUUGUCUUCCAAGUCCAGCUCCAUUGGUAACCUGGGCUCAGUCUCCUACUCUGCUGGAACCAUGACCCAGGGUUCUGCCAACUGGCAGACGCAGUCCAUGGGGUCACCAGCGGCCGUCAACUGGGGCUCCAUGUCCUCUAACAACUCUUCGCCGUUCAUUACUCCACAGUCAUCGCUGUCGUCAUCCACGUCUUCUCUUCCAUCCGCUGUAAAACCAAAUGUGAACCUCUCUUCCUUUGACUCUCUGGUCACAACUCCCAGAAAACCUUCACUAAGUCAGAUGGGCCAGCAGUCCAACGUGCGACCCAUGGUGCAACAGAGCCAACCCAUGAUGCAGCACAACCAACCCAUGAUGCAGCACAACCAACCCAUAAUGCAGCAGGGCCAACCCAUGAUGCAGCACAACCAACCCAUGAUGCGGCCACCUCUCAUGGCUGGUGCAGGUAAUAUUCAGGGCAACCCUGGCUGGGGAUCUAUGUCCAAUAUGGCAGGGAUUCCUGCCACCCCUCAGAUGUACCAAGGAUGGAAUAGUCCACAUCAACCUAUGGGGGUGAUGCAGCCAAUGGCCACAGCUCAAGGUUCUCUAGGAGCCACCAAUAAAUCACUAACUAGUGAUGAUUUAAAGGAUUUUCUUGGUUAAUUUCAGAAACAUUUGCUUUUACAUUAAUUUUUAAGAAAUGCUUGUAACUAUUAUUGCUUUGUUUUUAUUUUAAAUUAUCAAUUUUUUUAAAUUAGGUGAUAAGGACAAUUUAUGCUUAAUUACUUUAUUUUAAUUCUUGUUUUAUAAUUCGGCAUAAUAAUUCCUAUUCUAAUUAAAUAAACCACAUUCACAGUAUAGUUGUAUGUUCUUAAUUUCAAACAUGUUGAUUCAAAUCCUGAUUGUUUUAUUUUCAAUAAUCAUCCAGCAUUUUAAACUGUGGCUGAACGAGGGGUUAUGCAAUAUUUUAAAUCAGAAGCAACUCUACAUUCCAGACGUGGGCAUUUCUCUGUCUAUGUGGUGAUAACAGUUGCUGUAGUUAGUUGUACAUUAUGGGGUUGUGAAUUUUUUGUGUAUGUUGUGGGGGUUGUGAGUUGUCAUUUAUUUGAAUGUUGCAGGGUUGUAAGUUGUCAUUUAUUUUAAGUUGUGAGUCGUCUAUUGUGAAUGUUUUGAGUUGUCUAUUUUGAAUGUUUUGAGUUGUCUAUUUUGAAUGGUGUGAGUUAUUUCCAUAAUGAAUGGUCGGUUCUAUCCAUGUCUAUGCUGUGAUAACAGUGGGAGGGACAUCAUGGCUUUGUGAGUUUAUUUAUGUGAGUGGUUACAUGAAUGUCUCGCAGUAGUAAGUGGUCAGUUCCAUGCUGUGAUAACAGUGGGAGGGACAUCAUGGCUUUGUGAGUUUAUUUAUGUGAGUGGUUAGAUGAAUGUCUCGCAGUAGUAAGUGGUCAGUUCCAUGCUGUGAUAAGAGAUACGGUCAGUCUGUUGGACCAAAUACAUUUUUAUCUACUUAUUUUUAUGUAUUACGAAGUGAUGAGUCAUUAAGUGAAGUUAAUUUGUCAGAUUUUACUUUUCUUGACUAGUAUAAUUUAUAUUCUAUCUAACUCAUAUUAGAAUAAAAUAAGUCAGAAGACUGCUGUGCUGCAUAAGAAAUGAAAUAAGGUGACAGUAUUGGUAUCUACAAUAGGAACUGAAUUUUACAUUUUAAUUCCAAUUUUUCUUAAAAAAGGUAAUUUAUCCAAAUAAAUAUGGUUAAACAUAGAUUUAAAUUAUUUGCCUCAUUUAUUUUUUUAGUUUAAUUCUUACCUUAUUUUAAAAUGUAAGUGUGGGUCUUUUUUUAGAGUAGUUGACAUGAAAAAUUAUUUCUUCUAUUCACAACUCAUGACAGUAAUGUAAAGCCUUUUCUCUCCUCAAGGCCAAAAAAAAUCUAUAAUAACAUGUAAAUAUAUUUAUUGGAGAUUAAACCAAGUGUUCUGUUGUGAAUAAGAUUUUACUUUAAACCCAAUUGUAUGAUAAGAUUUGUUUUAUGGUAUUGUAAUGUCUGUACAAUUAAAAGUAUU